AUGUCAUGGUUAAGAUAUUUAGGAUUAACCGUUCCUUUAGCGGCGUUACGUAGUUAUCUAUAUAUGGCAACAACAGCAACAACUUCAUUAUUUGUAUUAUUACCAAUUGCUAUGAUUACUUAUGAUCAAUAUUAUAAAACUUUAAUACCUAAUGAAUCAUCACCAAUUAUUCCAUUAAAUUUUACUACCACUACCAUCACUUAUAAAAAUUUAAAACUGAGCAGUAAUAAUAAUAAUAAUAAUAAUAACAACAACAACAAUCAUAUUUCAAAUACUAAAAAUAUAUUAAUAUCUAAUGCUAUAAAUCCAAUUUUUCAAAAUUAUCAAUAUGAUGAUCAAUUAAUUUAUAUUUUCAAUAUUAAUAUUCAAGCCAUUUGUUUACCUCAUAAUAAUUUACAACAUGAAAUCACAAAAAUCAAUUAUGAAUUAAUAUCAAGUACAACAACAGAGACUACAAACGACAAAAAUGAUAAUGAUAAUGAUAAUGAUAAUGAUAAUAAUAAUAAAUCAUUUAAACAAGGAUCAAUUAUAUUAAAUUGUGAUCCAUAUGUGAUUUAUAGUCAAAAUAAUCAAUUUAUUCCAUUUAAUUUUCGAUUUUGGUUAAGUCCUUAUUUAAUUGAACAUUCACAAAUUAAUAAUAUAAAUUUAUUACCAUUAGAAAUUCCUGGUGAUCAAUUGAAAAAUUGGAAUAAUUUUAAAAUCAUUUUAAAUAAUAAUAAUGAUAAUGAUAAUAUUAAUAAUCAGGUAUCAACACCAACAGCAGCACAAAAUCAAGAGAUACGAUAUUUAAUUGAUGAUAAUUUUUCAUGGAUUCAAUUUGAUGUGAAAUGGACUGGAUUUAGAUAUUAUAUGGUUAAAUAUUAUUAUAGUUGUUAUUUAAUCGGGACAAUAAUUUUCUUUAUGGUUAGUGCUGGUGUUGGAUUUUUCACUAGUUAUACAAUUUUAUUACUUAAUAAUAGAAAUAAACUAUAA
Candida albicans SC5314 is the source of this 972-nucleotide messenger RNA. RefSeq lists its product as uncharacterized. The coding region runs from base 1 to 972 and encodes 323 amino acids. NCBI's taxonomy places the organism in Eukaryota, Fungi, Ascomycota, Pichiomycetes, Serinales, Debaryomycetaceae. The transcript has a single exon. The record is from RefSeq and is a predicted model, not a curated record.